Messenger RNA from Geodia barretti, 3648 nucleotides. The record is from the annotation of a GenBank genome assembly. Lineage: Eukaryota; Metazoa; Porifera; Demospongiae; Tetractinellida; Geodiidae.
UAAUUUUGCUAAUGAAUAGUCUACAGCUAAAAAUUGGCUUUUUAGCAUUGUCGGCAGCAGUAGCUUGUAUUGGUGGAUCUUCACAAGGUCUCUCACAAUGCUUUACAAACACAGACUGCACUGGAGAUGUAGUACCAGCUGCAGACCAACAUGCAUGCUGUGUUGAUACAGUGGCAGGACUUUGGUUCAGCGACGGCUUUAACUGCCAUCGUUGCAUAGUGCACGGGUUCGUUCAAGUUGAAUACACUAUUCUUGAGGAUGAACGACUCUUCACUGGGUUUCAACUAAAUGUUAAGGGAACAACACAACAUAGUGGUCUUCAUCUGAUAGGAACCAUUGUAGCAGAAGCAGCUGAUAACGACUUUGAAAGGUUGGCUCCAAUCAGAGUCGUAAACAGUGUAGAUAUUAGUUUGUUCGCUACCAAUGAUGAGAUUACACUGGAGUAUAACGACAAGAUUGAACUAAAGUUUAUUCCUGACCUUUCUGGCCUCAUUACAAGUCUCGAGGGCCUAGGAGAGUACAUUAGAAACAGUACAACAGUCCAUAUCAUUGACAAUGAUUUGUUGGAGAUCAAUUUUGAAGAGUCGGACUAUUCAAUAAAGGAGGGUGCGACAAUGCUUAGUACACCAAUCCGUUUGCAGUUCCGGACAAAUCAAAACCCGUUCACAGUAACUCUCCGUCCCAUCUCCGUUGAUGUAGCUGAGUCUGAAAAAUUAGGGGUUUUUAUUAACUCUGCAGCGAUUUCUUCGCAGUCCAGAGCUACCGCAGUUGCAGAUUUCAGUGAUCAGCCAAUCACAGUUGAAGUUCCAGCCAACAGUCAACAAUAUCAAAUUCGAGAGUUCUUUAUAAUAGAAGAUGAUGAUGUUGACGAAGAUAUGCAGAGCUUUGCAAUAGUUGCUGAGAUUGGAGAGGAUGUUGCAGAAAAUAUCAGCUGCUUCCAGCUUGGAGUGGGAUCAGCAGAGUGCUUUGGACGACAGGGAGCAACCGAAAUUAGAAUCACUGAUAAUGAUCCAAUGAUCAUUGGAUUUGCAAUAAAAAGUCAGACCAUAUCAGAAAAUGAAGUACCUGGAAUGGACAUUUUCCCACUCUUGAUAGAAGUAGGAACUUUGAGAACAGCCGAGAGGGAGCAUAGAAUUAUAUUCCGUCAUAAAGAAUCAAGCAGCACAGCCACAGUAGAACCACUUGCAUCUUAUGCAAAGUAUGAUGCCAUAUUUGGUACAAGAGAACAACCUGGUGAUCCACUUACUGAAAAGUUUGACUUGCUGCCUGAACACGAUACACCACUACUGUCAACGUUCAUUAGAAAUGACUUGCAUCGAGAAGAAGAUGAAUGCUACACUAUACAGAUACUCCCUGUUGACAUUCCUGGUCGUCGUGAGCUGUUCAAGUGCAAUGACAGUGCAGAUGCCGACAAUUACUUCUGUGAACACACAAUUUGUAUCGUAGAUGAUGACGAGCUGUUUGUAGUUGCAUUUGAGCGGACUACAUACAUGGUUGAUGAGAGUGUCGGUUCAGUUAAUGUGUGUGUCAAUCUCACUCAACCUGAGAUUGACAUACUGGAUGAAACUGUCAAUGUGUUUGUCAUUGACGACCCUAGCUCGGUCAAAAUUCCAGCUGGUGCCACAUUUGCAACUCCAGAUCCUCCUGAUUUUCUUGAACGGUAUACCAUGGUAGAGAAAUCUGACUAUGCCCAGCAGACAAACCUCUUCAAUGCCAUUGAUGAUGUUUUGAUCACAGAAUUGAAGAGAAUAGUUUGCUACAAUCAGACCAUCUAUGAUGACCUACGUGUAGAGUUUGAUGAAUAUGCAGGUAUUACUCUUGGAGUUAGAGACAUUAGUACCACAGCAGUAAAGCCAAUGUAUGAUCAAGCCUCCAUCUUUAUUCUGGACAAUGACGUGGCUAUACUUGGCUUGGAACAGACACUUUUCAAUGUCAAUGAGAACGUGGGUAGAGUGGAGGUUUGUGCUGCUGUAUUCAGUCCAGAUAUCAACUGCCCUGUGGAAUUCCCAUUUGAAGUGAAGCUGCAUACUAGUGAUGGAACAGCAGUCAAAAUGUUGGACUAUGAACCACUUGAUGUGACACUAGCAUUUGGUGUUGGCGAGAAACGAAAAUGUGUGCAUGUCAAUAUAACAAAUGACACGUUGGUUGAAAAUGAUGAGUUCUUGACCUACCAUCUGAGACGUACAGCAGAUCUGCACACGAGAAUUAAACUAGACCCAACAUUAAUGGAUGGACAAAUUAAGAUAGAAGAUGAUGACACCGUAUUGGUUCAAUUUAUUCCAACUACCUACACUGUGGAAGAGGGAAGAAAUGAUAGUGCUACAUUAACAUUGGUCAGAAGUAGAAAUCUCCGUAGAAAAGUGAACGUUACUAUUACACCAAGAGUUAUGACAGCUGCCGCUGAAUUUGAUUUCAGAGCAGAUCAAAUUACUAUAACUUUUUCACCUGGUGAAACGGAGGUCAAAGUUCACGUUUCCAUCUUUGAUGAUAGUUUUGAUGAAGACACAGAGACAUUUACUGCUGUGUUAUCUACCAGUGACACAUAUGUACAACUUGGAGGAAAUGCUAUAGUCAGUAUCUUGGACAAUGACGCAUUAAUCACACCAAACCCUUCUAUAUAUAAUGUGGAUGAAGAUGAUGGAAAUGCCACACUAAGACUUUUCAGAAGUGGAAGUAUCAGUAAAGAGAGUGCUGUCAAUAUCACACUUAUAUCUGGAACUGCUGAGGGUGGGUUGGACUUCGUAAACACGGUCAUCACUGUUACAGUCUUACCUGGACAUGCUGAGGCCAUUGCUCAAAGUUCCUAUAAUAGAUGAUUCUACUGAAGAAGAUACAGAAAUGUUCAUAGCCAUAUUGUCUACCAAUGCAUCUAACAUCAAGUUUGGUGAUAGUAUUGUAACGGUCACUAUCAAAGACAAUGAUGGUAGCAGUGGCACUUUGUUGCCAGGCCAGCUCCCAUGUGAUCAUGUCCUCCGCAGGCUGAUGGCCUUUGCUGAUCUCUUCACUCACUGCAACUGCGUACAUAAUCCAGAGUGGACUGAAUGGGUUGCAAUAUCACAUACAAACCAGUUAAAUUCUCAAUGUCCCACUGGGGGUGCACUGACAUACCAACGAAGGGCAGAGACGCAUUAGUGGAAACUGCAUUGAUAACAUUGAACAUAACACGACAUGUGAUCCAGUUGUAAUUGAUCAGAUAAUUAGAGCCUUGGGACUGGGCAGCAGUGGACAUCGAUAUGGAGAUUUGCCGAGUAAUACAACACAGACUUCUGGAUCUCGUUACCGUCGUGGAGAUAUAGCUGAUGUUACCGGCUGUCCCGCACCACCGUCCAUAUCCCCACCCCGGAAAGUGUGCCCGAGUUACACUGUACCUCAUAAUCAAGGUCGUCGUUCUGUUCAAGAGAGUCCCACAGAUGACAAUGUAUUAAUUGAUUCAACAUUUCAGACCAAAUCUUCCUCAUUGCCUUUCAGCUCUACUGCUGAAGACCUUUUGCGACAUAAACGAACGAGUAUGGGAAAUUGCCAUUAUAAGCAUGUCCUCUUUGUUAUUGAUGUAUCUGGCAGCAUUGGUGGAUCAAAUUUCAACAAAGUCAUAUCUGCACUGGGACAACUGGUUCCUGUUCUCUGUGACCGCACCAAAGUAGCUGUUAU